AUGUCUCAACCAGUCUACCAUUACCUCACUCUCGGCCGCCUCGGGCGCGGCGAGGUCCUCAACCUCUUCCUCAAAGACGCCGGCAUCCCCGCAAAAGACGUCCGCUACGCAUACGACGACACCUGGCCGCAGAGCAAAGAGAAACUCACCCAGCAGGGCCUGACGCGGACGGGUCUGCUGCCUGCGUUGGAGUACAACGGUUCCAUCUAUACCCAGCACAUUCCAACCCUCCGCUAUCUAUCCCGCGAACUAGGCGCGUACGACGGCGAUAGUAACCAGGAGAAAUAUAUCGUUGAUGCCGUUGCUGAUGUCUAUAUCGACUGGCGGUCGCAAUGGGUCGCGAACCUGAUGAGCGCAAACCCCGAAUAUAAAGACAGCGUUGCGCCUAAAUACUACACCGUGCUGGCGCAGUACUAUGCGGAGCGCGCGGGGCCGUAUCUGCUGGGUGAGAAAAUCACCUAUGCCGAUUUUGCGGUGUAUCAGAGUAUUGAUAAUGAUCGGAGGACGGGGACGUUGCCUGAAAACCUCCCCGAACCCCUUGUCAAGCUGCAGGAGGCGAUUGAGGCUCGGCCGAACAUUGCACAGUAUAUCCAGGAGAAUAAAUAG
This is a messenger RNA of Aspergillus puulaauensis, 606 nucleotides long. Its product is annotated as glutathione S-transferase. Gene Ontology annotation, molecular function: glutathione transferase activity. The coding region runs from base 1 to 606 and encodes 201 amino acids. Lineage: Eukaryota; Fungi; Ascomycota; Eurotiomycetes; Eurotiales; Aspergillaceae. The transcript has 5 exons. Gene Ontology annotation, biological process: glutathione metabolic process. The record is from RefSeq and is a predicted model, not a curated record.